AUGAAACGUGGAUACCCAGGUUCGCCUUCGAACUCUUCUGCUGCUGGCCCACCUAAAUCCAGAUUGAAAUACACCCCUGAAGGAAAUUACUGCGAGGCAGAGUUUUCCAAUGAUUUUGUUCAGAGAGUGGCUGACCAUUAUAGUGCCAGGACAAAUCAGACUCUGGAAGAACGAGAAGCAAGUCCAAUUAUCCACUUAAAGAAACUUAACAAUUGGAUAAAAAGUGUCUUAGUUCAACAAUAUACUUCUCGAGGGGAUGCUGUUCUUGAUCUUGCUUGUGGGAAGGGUGGUGAUCUCAUCAAAUGGGAUAAAGCAAAAGCGGGAUAUUAUGUUGGCAUUGACAUAGCUGAAGGCUCGAUGGAAGAUUGCCGUACGCGUUACAAUGGUGAUGCAGACCACCAUCAACGUCGCAAAAAGUUCACUUUUCCUGCCCGCCUUAUAUGCGGGGAUUGUUUUGAGCUUCGCUUGGAUGAAGUCCUGGCUGAUGAUGCUCCUUUUGAUAUUGUCAGUUGUCAGUUUGCUUUGCACUAUUCAUGGUCAACAGAGGCACGUGCACGAAGAGCAUUGGCCAAUAUAUCAGCCUUACUUCGGCCAGGAGGCAUCUUCAUUGGAACAAUGCCAGAUGCCAACGUUAUCAUAAAAAAACUAAGAGAAGCCGAAGGACUGAUCUUUGGUAAUAGUGUCUACUGGAUACGAUUUGAUGAAGAGUUCUCUCAGAAGAAAUUUAAAUCUUCUAGCCCUUUUGGUAUCAAGUACAACUUCCAUUUAGAGGAUGCUGUUGACUGUCCUGAAUGGAUUGUCCCUAUCAAUGUCUUCAAAUCUUUGGCAGAAGAGUAUGACUUUGAGCUGGUUUUUGUGAAGAAUAAUCAUGAGUUUGUGCACGAAAAUAUGAAGAAACCUGAGAAUGUUGAGUUAAUGCGAAGACUUGGCGCUUUAGGUGAUGGGAACCAGGACCUCAGCACACUAUCACCGGAUGAGUGGGAAGUAGCUUAUUUAUACUUGGCAUUUGUCUUGAAAAAGCGAGGCCAACCAAACCGGACACCAGUAAAAAGUAAAAGAGACAAAGGAAAGAUGCAUCUGGAAAAGGAGGACAUUCUGUUCAUUAGUAGCGAUGUAUAA
Messenger RNA from Dovyalis caffra, 1119 nucleotides. The record is from the annotation of a GenBank genome assembly. Lineage: Eukaryota; Viridiplantae; Streptophyta; Magnoliopsida; Malpighiales; Salicaceae.